Messenger RNA from Oncorhynchus kisutch (coho salmon), 2774 nucleotides. It is a transcript of the gene shisa10.1, whose product is annotated as shisa family member 10, tandem duplicate 1. Lineage: Eukaryota; Metazoa; Chordata; Actinopteri; Salmoniformes; Salmonidae. The record is from RefSeq and is a predicted model, not a curated record. The transcript is spliced from 5 exons. The coding region runs from base 75 to 923 and encodes 282 amino acids.
AGAAGAAACUAUAGCAUUCCGGACUGGGACUGUCGGUUGCGCUAGUCGUUAGUAGCAUCUGAAUACACCAAGCCAUGGCGGAGAGUCUGUGCGUUGUUGUGCUCCUUUUGUGUGGGACUCUGAUCCCCUUCGUGACCGCUGGUAAUGACUGUGAGGGCUACAUUGACGCCAAGAGCCAAAUCCAAUCCAAGCAGUACUGUGGUACACUCCAGGGGUGCUGUGGAACGUGUGAGAAUAGAUACUGCUGCAGCAAUGUCUUCAAACAGAUGGGGACGUCUGAACAGAACAGCUGCUUUUUCAGUAGCAGCAUCAGCAGCAGCACGUUCACCAUCUGGCCAUUCAUAGCAAUACCUGUCAUCUUGGUGAUUAUUUUCAUCUCUUGCUGCGUGUGUCCCUGCUGCUGCAUGUACAACAUGUGCCGGAAGCCCAGACCGGUGAUAGCCACGACCUCCCACACCACAGUGGUGAACACCCAGUUCACCCAGCAACCUCAGCAGCCUGUCCAGCCCUACCAGGGUGGCCCCCAGUACCCAGCCUACCAGCCCGUACCCGUCCAGCCUGGGUAUGGGGCUCAGCCUCAACCCGGCUACGGAGGAGGGCAGCCCAUGCCCACAUCACUGGGCUACCAGGGACAGCCCUUCCAGCCAGGACCACCCCCCCCCUACCAAGAGACUGGUUCAGCCUAUCCUCCUGCUAUCCAAGUGCCUUAUAGUCAGGCUGGGUUCAGUCCAGGACAACCAUCUUACCCCUUCCAGCCUCCAGCUCAGCCCGGCUACCCAGCCCAGCAGCCCGGCUACCCAGCCCAGCAGCCCAGCCACCCAGCCCAAGCUGGCGCGCCUCCCGCUCAGCCUGACUUCCUCUCUGCCCAGCCUGCCUACAACCCUGCCUUCGUGGACUCCCAACCUCCGAAGACUGGCUACUGAGUCAAUUCUCCAUCACUGUCUGACGCAGUUCUCCCUCCCAUUCUCCAUCACCCACUGAUGCAGUUCUCCCUCCCAUUCUCCAUCACCCACUGAUGCAGUUCUCCCUCCCAUUCUCCAUCACUGUCUGUUUGACGCAGUUCUCUCUCCCAUUCUCCAUCCACCCACUGUCUGAAGCAGUUCUCUCUCCAUCACCCACAGGUCUCCCUCCCGUUCCCCACCACUCCAAACAUGUCCCAUUCACUGAGCUUCUAGAGCUCACCUGGGAGAGAACUGAACUGGCUUGCAUCCCUAACAGCACCCUAUGUAGUGCACUACAUAGGGAAUAGGGUGCUGUUUGGGAUGGAUCCUAUACCUUGUUAGGGCCAGGUAUAUUAUUAUUACAGUCUAAAAGGGAAUCUUCAUGUAUUGCUGUGCCUCGGUCUUCAUUGUGCAACCCCAAACUGUGGUUUAAAACAUUUUGCACUGUAGUUGAAUGACGUAAAGUAGAAUCAAAAUGUCUGAAUCCUCAUUCACACAAUUAUGAAAUAUACCUAAAUCUAGUUUAGUGGUAAAACGGAUGUCCUAUUAAAAUGAAGCUAUCCUGUCUCGUACAGAAACAGUUGUGCCUUUCUUUUUUUACCAUAAAUUCUUGGUCCAACCAAAUUAUAUAUAUAUAUAUAUUUUAAAAAAACAUCAGUGUAUGUGGUUUAUUUAUAGAUACCGCUUUAAGAUGUCUUUGUCCCCAUGUAGGGCACUGCUUUUGUCCAGAGCCCAAUGAACUCAAAAGUAGUGCCCUAUGUAGGGAAUAGGGUGCCAUUUUGGACUGUUAAACCUCCACAAUAUGCCUUGUUUUUCCACUUGUGCUGUGAGAUCAUGUAAAAUCAUUCUGUACCAAGCCUUGCAGGUGAACCAAGCUGAAUGAAGCGCUACCAGCCUUUAAAUGGAAUGUAAUGCUUUUUAAUUUUUUUAUCUGAUUGACCUCGCUCUCCUCUGUUGAUAAUGUCCCUUGUCUGCAUCCCUAAUGGCUCCCUAUUCCCUAUAUAAGUGCACUACUUUUGAGGUCCUAUGGUCAAAGGCAGUGUACUAUUUUGGGAGCCAGCCCUGGUUUUCCACACUGUAUCUGUGAAGUCGGGGUGUGGAAAGGUCAGUGUAGAAAUAUGCUGUGUAGAACAUGCAUGCGGUUGACAUGUUUGGAGUGAAGAAUCAUGUCGGCUGCUAUUGGUUGUAUUGCUGUCUGCGUGCAGUAUGCUGUUGCACUCUAUUUUUUACACCACCCUCGUCGUUAGAACUUGUUGCCCAGGGUUGUUUUGUCCGCGUCACACUUGUUUCUAUCCUAUGUCAGGGGUUUUCAACUCUGACCCUACGAGGGACGGAGACUGCUGGUUUUCUGUUCUACCUGAUCAUUAAAUUGGACCCACCUGGUGUCCCCAGGUCUAAAAAUCAGUCCCUGAUUUUAGAGGGGAACAAUGAAAACGCAGUGGAACUGGCUUUGAGGUCCAGAGUUUGAGUUUGAGAGCCCCCCCACAGUGGAUGUGUCAUAAUACCCAUAAAACCUAGUUGUCAAAACAGGGGAAUGGUUCCAAUCGUUUCCCCCCCCCCUCCCAUAGGCGAUUUUGGAAACGUUUCGUGUAGGUUUACCCUGGCGUGACUCAAUGCAUUCAGAUGGGUAUUAUGACUCAUGUUGUGACAGGAUACCAGCCUUCGUCUGUUGUUCAUGUGACUUCAGGUUGUGAGCACCUUCGUCAGCCAUAUCUGCUUUAGCGAGCUGCUUGUUCGAACUGAGUAAAUGACAUGCUGUAGUUUUUAAAAAUGUUAUCAGGAAUAAAAUGCCACUUUUUGCUACAAUGAUAAAUAAAUGUUGUUUUUUUUCAA